CUGUAAUUUCAUGGCGUUCCUGUCACUGCUGCUGCUGUUCUCCCCCCACUGUUUCUGGUGCAUCUUCAUCCGAAAUCUGCUCAUGGGCUUCUCGCUGUGACCCGAGGGAUGGGCUUUCUCUCCCCCCCUGCCGCCCAUCGUCGGAUUCGGAUUCCCGAGCGAGCUUUGUCUCGAGGGUGAAUUCGUCCUCGUCCCGCCGUUCGAUCGGUCCGUCGUCGAGAUCGUCGAGCUCGGUAACUCCGGAGAUGGAGCCAAUUCUGUGGCUCUGCCUCUUUCUCCAAUUCCAGGCCAAGUGUAUCAGGUUCGUGCGGCAAGCCAGAAGCUGGUGGUUCUGAGGGCCCGUCGAGGUCGUCUUCGUUUUGUCUUCGAUGUCCAGUGCACUGCCAAGUCGUUCUUCGGCGGGGGAGUGGCUCUCGAUCGUCGCGGCUGGAGGAGCACCGGAGCUGGGGUAUGAGCCGGCCCAGCGGCGGCGAGGAUGUGCGUAAUUGCAAGCCCUGUCGGUCUCUCCCGUAGGAAAAAUGCGAGCGAUCGAAGCUCGUGCACCUUCUUCUUCUUCGCUCGCAUCUCUCGCCGCCGAGGAAUGUUGGCAGUCGUAGCUCGAGCAGGCAUGGCGCCGGGGUGCGGUUCUUCGGUCGCGAGCGCCCCAGUGUCGUAGCGGGUCGGCAUCAUCGCCAGUCGAGUGUGGGUGGGGCUGAGGACGAUCGCGAACCUCAAGGAUCGUCGUCGCUCGCUCGCUCGUGCAUCCGAAUGGUGCAGGUCGUGGAAACGCUGCUGCGCGUGCUGCCAUGGCUGACGACGACGCUGGCAGCGAACGUGAUCCACUACCGCUCUCUGUUCAGCGCCAGGCAAGAGGGCCGCAGGCAUUUCAUCGAGAGCGCCGCAGCGCUCUCGAGCCGACGCCACUUCCCGGGGAGCUCACCGGACGAACACGAAUUACUGACAUUCGACCUAAUGCAGUCCGCCAUCAUGAGGAAGGCCAGGUACAAAAUCAAGGUCGUGCAUUACUCGAGCACGGUCUUGUACGUCGCGCUCUUUUACGCCUUUCUGCCGGAACUCCACCUCGACGAAUUCGUGCCGGGCCUGGGCACGGCCGAAGGAUUGGUCGUGGGGCUUCUGAGCGGCCUCGUCACCAUUCUCUUGGACGAGAAUCGGCUCGGUGACAUGCGCACCACUUGGCGGCCCGGCGUCGAUUACGAGUCGCGAUUCUGGGGUUUUGUGUGGGACGCGAUUCGAAUCCUCUGCGCCUCGUCGACCCCGAUCGAAGACUGUUUGUUUUACCACUCGUGGCUCUACCGAGUGCUGGUCCAGAGCCUCAGCGACGACAUCGAGUUCGAGUCCUUCACGGACGUGCCGCUGUCGAUGUGGAGCUGGACGGCGUGGCUCGUCUGCAACUCGGCUCUCGCGCUCUACAAUGGCAAGGAGUGGCGGAGUAGCAUGCUAUCCGGGCUUCUGUCGCUGUGGGUCACGGCGAGGAGUGGGCAGCUCCUCGAUGGCGUUUUAGCCCUGUCUGUGAGUCGCAUGACUGUCAAUCUCUGGGUCGUCCUCACGGGGCAACGCCAGUUCUGGUGAACCCCGUGCACGGGGUUCGAGAUGUACAUUAUUACACGGGGGGAGCUGUCACCCCUCUCUUUAUUCGAUAUCAUUCUCCAGAAUUCCUCCAGCAGAGUCUCC
Marchantia polymorpha subsp. ruderalis is the source of this 1671-nucleotide messenger RNA. Lineage: Eukaryota; Viridiplantae; Streptophyta; Marchantiopsida; Marchantiales; Marchantiaceae. The record is from the annotation of a GenBank genome assembly.